GGCGGCCAACUUAAUCCCGAGGGAGCCGACCUCAGUGUUUAACGUGCCCCAGCGCCGCCGCAUUUCUUCCUCACGCGACCCAGAAACCCUAGUGGUCGGAGCGAGAUCGAAGGUACUCGUUCGACUUCGCUGCGAAAGAUGGAGGAAGAAUCGAGGCCGGAGGUCGUGUCACAACCGCCCGCUGUGGCCGACGAUUGGAGCAAGGAGGACGACGAGCCGAUCGAAGAGGACCGGCCCCCGGCUGUGGCUGACAAGACCGACGAUCCGCCGUCACAAGAUCUCAAAGAAGAGAUUAAUUCAAACCUUCAAUCUUUGCAGCUGGAAGCAAGAGUGAAGGAAAAGGAGACUGUUACAACUGAGGUACUUGAGGAGCUUGAUGAGCUUGAUGAGGAGGAAGACAAGAAACGGCACCUAAAUGUUGUCUUCAUCGGCCAUGUCGAUGCUGGGAAGUCUACAAUUGGGGGACAGAUACUUUUUCUGAGUGGUCAGGUUGACGACCGAACAAUUCAGAAAUAUGAAAAGGAAGCUAAAGAUAAAAGCCGAGAAAGCUGGUACAUGGCCUACAUUAUGGACACAAACGAGGAAGAGCGGACAAAGGGAAUAACUGUGGAAGUUGGCAGAGCUCACUUUGAGACAGAAAGUACAAGAUUCACAAUUUUAGAUGCCCCGGGUCAUAAAAGCUAUGUGCCCAACAUGAUCAGUGGUGCAUCUCAAGCUGAUAUUGGCGUCUUGGUCAUAUCUGCUCGAAAGGGAGAGUUUGAAACUGGAUUUGAAAAAGGUGGGCAGACCCGUGAACAUGUGCUACUUGCGAAAACAUUGGGUGUUGUUAAGUUGAUUGUUGUUGUCAACAAAAUGGAUGAUCCUACUGUGGGAUGGUCAAAAGAAAGAUUUGAUGAGAUCGAAUCUAAGAUGGUUCCCUUUUUACGGUCUUCUGGUUACAAUGUAAAGAAAGAUGUUCAAUUCCUUCCUAUAUCUGGGUUGGUCGGUAGCAACAUGAAGACCAGAGUUGAGAAAAGCAUCUGUGGUUGGUGGGACGGUCCGUGCCUGUUUGAAGUUUUCAAUUCUGUUGAAGUUCCACCCCGUGAUCCUAAUGGACCUUUCAGACUGCCAAUUAUUGAUAAAUACAAGGACAUGGGAAUUGUAGUGAUGGGAAAAGUGGAGUCCGGAAGUAUCCGGGAAGGCGAUAGUUUGUUGGUUAUGCCUAACAAGGCUAGUGUCAAAGUUCUUGCUAUAUAUUGCGAUGAAAAUAAAGUAAAACGCGCUGGUCCUGGCGAGAAUGUCAGGGUAAGAUUAUCAGGCAUUGAAGAAGAGGACAUCUUGGCUGGUUUUGUCCUUUCAAGUGUCGCAAAUCCAGUAGGUGCAGUAUUUGAAUUUAAAGCUCAAUUGCAGAUUCUCGAGUUGCUGGACAAUGCUAUCUUUACUGCUGGCUACAAGGCCGUAUUGCACAUCCAUGCAAUUGUUGAGGAAUGUGAAAUUGUAGAACUUAUAGAAGAAAUUGAUACAAAGAAAAAGAAGGAUACUGAUCCCAAAAAGAGGAAGCCAAAACGAAAACCUCUUUUUGUUAAGAAUGGUGCUGUUGUUGUGUGCCGCAUUCAGGUGAAUAACUUGAUAUGCAUCGAGAAUUUUUCUGAUUUCGCCCAGCUUGGGAGAUUCACACUUCGAACUGAAGGGAAAACAGUGGCAGUGGGAAAAGUUGUUUCACUUCCAGCUGCCGGAAACUCCACAUUUGUGUAACUGGAUGUAAUUGAAUUUUGAUAUAGAUGAAAGGUUGAGAAUUUCUUGGAAGCAGACUUGCGGUGACCAUGGCUCCCAUUAGAGCAUCGGAAAGGCGCAUGAGUUCUAAAUUCUAGCUUUGGCGAAGACUGCUUAUUUUUAUAAUUAUCGAGGUUCUUAUAACAUCUUAUGAUGCACAUUUUCCAGUCAGAUACAAAUGUGUGAGCGAGCUACAAUUCAACUUCUUGCUUUUAGCAUCCUAGUGCUGCUUCAUGCUUAUAGAAAGUAAUGUCUCGGUGACUUGAUCUCCUAUCACUCCUGUAUUUUAAGCUGAACCUGGAAAUGUUAUAUUUUUUUCUCCUAGUGUUCCAUAUUUUCUUCUUGAUGUGAUUCAAUAUGUGUCAUGUAUUAUGGCUGCUUAUGAAUGCCAGAUUAUUACGGUUGCU
Musa acuminata subsp. malaccensis (wild Malaysian banana) is the source of this 2159-nucleotide messenger RNA. RefSeq lists its product as uncharacterized. Gene Ontology annotation, molecular function: GTPase activity; translation release factor activity; GTP binding. Gene Ontology annotation, biological process: translation; translational termination; nuclear-transcribed mRNA catabolic process, deadenylation-dependent decay. Gene Ontology annotation, cellular component: translation release factor complex. Lineage: Eukaryota; Viridiplantae; Streptophyta; Magnoliopsida; Zingiberales; Musaceae. The record is from RefSeq and is a predicted model, not a curated record.